This is a messenger RNA of Xenopus tropicalis (tropical clawed frog), 5271 nucleotides long. RefSeq names its product TTK protein kinase (gene ttk). Gene Ontology annotation, biological process: nuclear chromosome segregation; negative regulation of mitotic cell cycle phase transition. Gene Ontology annotation, molecular function: protein serine/threonine kinase activity; transferase activity; ATP binding. NCBI's taxonomy places the organism in Eukaryota, Metazoa, Chordata, Amphibia, Anura, Pipidae. The record is from RefSeq and is marked validated.
CUAUUGUGGUAUGAGGGUUGAUGGGCGGCUUUUGGAACAGAGAUCGAGCAGGUAAACCCGUACAGUAAUAUCGCAUGCCCGAAUAGCUCCCGGCUGAGCAGAGUGAUUGAGAAGCAACAGUUACGGGACAGAGGCUACAAGGCGAAGAUUUGUGAUCAUAAUGGAUGAUGAAGAUAUAAGUGAACGGAAACUGAAAAUUGCCUCUAUCUUGGAUAGAGUUAAAAGUUUUAAGACCAAGUAUGGAACAGAUGAUAACUGGACUGAUGAAUUAACAUUUUCAAAGUCUUCUGCUGACACUACAGAGCACUCUGGCAUUUUUACACACUUGGUUACCACAAAGACUCCCGAAGAAUGGCUAAAUUAUCUUCUAAAAUUAGAGAAUACAGGCCUGCCUCAGAUUGACCCACUACUGCUCAAUAAGUUAAUUGAUGAUUACAGUCAAGCUGUUGGAGCCCUCUCUGCAGAAAAACACAGUCACAACGAGAGCUAUGCUAAAAUCCUGGUCCGCUUUGCCGAACUGAAAGCAAUCCAUGACCCAGAUGAAGCACGGGAUCAGUUCCAGCUUGCAAGACUUAACUGCAAAAAAUUUGCAUUUGUGCAUACAGCUUUUGCCCAGUUUGAGCUGUCAGAAGGCAAUUUUAAAAAGUGUAAGCAAAUUCUUCGUAGAGGUCUGGAAUGUGGAGCUCUUCCUUGUGAAAUGUUGAACUUGGCGUUGAAAAAUUUACAGUUAAAGAAGACUCAGCUGAUAUCCGAAGAAGAUAAAGAAAAUUUAGCAGUGUCAUCAAGUCAGAUCAAUCAAGGCAUGGCUGGUUAUCAGAAUUUGGCAUUGGGAAAUCCACAAAGAAUGAAGAAUGAAAGCCCAGAGGAAUAUUCUGUAAAAACAAGAUUUUCAUAUGGAGAAAAGUUAAGCUCCCCAGAAGACUUUGAAGAUAUAGGGAGGAAACCUUUGCUAAACAUGCCUGCCAAGAGCUGUCCUUUGGGCAGAGUGCCUGUACAGCCAACAACAUCUCCAGAUAUGAGAACACGCAAGAGUGAUGGUUCUGGCAGUUCUAGUGUAGUGAAGAAACCACCAAGUUCCAUGCGUGUGCCUGUCCUUGCUGCUUUGCCAAAACCGAAAUAUUUGGGAGAUGAUCUUCAUUGCUCUGAAGACAUAAAGUUACCAAGCAGGACCAGCCCAUCGCAUGAAGAACAGGCUAAUGAAGACAGUUUAGAUAUAAAAACACCUUCAUCUGUUCUGCUUAGUGGCACUGAAUCAACCCUGACAGUCAAAAGAAACGAAGAUAUAAUUAUGGAAGACAAAGACUCUUCUACAGCUGUUCUCAACCAUCAAGAAAAUAGAAAACCAUCCAAACCAGCUCCACCACCUAUACCCAACAUUAACGCAAGGCUCUCUGACACUACUAAACCAAACAAUAUUGAGGCAGAAUGGAAGUGGAAGGUUCCGGAGACACCCAGGCAUAUUUUCCAGCCAGAGUGCAAACGGAAGAGUAUUGAACCAUGUGCUAAUCCUGGUUCCCGACGAGCUUCUCCACCAGCACCCUCUAUUAGGAAAUGUGACCCUGUCUUUGUUUGUGGAACACCAGUGAAUAAAAUGCAAGAGGAUUACAUGAAUUGCUUUAGAACUCCAGUUGUAAAAACUAACCUAGGACCAUUGGCACAGAUGUCCACACCUUGUACCAACCGUUUAGAUUAUCAGCACCCACAGACUCCUAUUGUACAACCUGGCUGCUUUCCAAUUUCUGCACCUCUUGCUUCAAGUGAUUGUAUUGUAGUUAAAGGAAGAGUGUAUGCAGUUUUAAAACAAAUUGGAACUGGUGGAUCUAGUAAGGUGUUUCAAGUAAUGGAUGAUAAAAAGCAUUUAUAUGCAAUCAAGUAUGUGAAUCUGCAAGAAGCUGACCAGCAGACCAUAGAAAGCUAUCAGAAUGAAAUUUCUCACUUAAACAAACUUCAGCAACACAGUGACAAGAUCAUUAGGCUCUAUGACUAUGAGAUUACAGACCAACAUAUUUACAUGGUAAUGGAGUGUGGAAAUAUAGAUCUUAAUACUUGGCUAAGGAAGAAAAAGGCUAUUAAUCCUUGGGAACGAAAGAGCUACUGGAAAAAUAUGCUUGAGGCAGUUCACACAAUACAUCAGCAUGGGAUUGUACACAGUGACUUGAAGCCAGCAAACUUUUUAAUUGUUGACGGGAUGCUUAAGCUAAUAGACUUUGGCAUAGCAAACCAAAUACAGCCGGAUGUCACCAGCAUUGUUAAAGAUUCACAGAUUAGUCCAAAAGGUGAUGUCUGGUCUCUGGGUUGCAUAUUGUACUGCAUGACAUACGGGAAGACUCCUUUUCAACAUAUAACUAAUCAGAUCACUAAACUUCAUGCAAUUCUGGACCCUGGUUAUGAAAUAGAGUUUCCUAAUAUACCAGAGAAAGACCUCCAAGAUGUACUAAGGAAAUGUUUAGUACGAAAUCCUAAGGAAAGGAUAUCCAUUGCUGAGCUCCUUGUGCACCCAUAUGUUCAGAUACAGCCUCAUACACAGCCAGAUCAACAAGUGCAAAAAGAGACGACUGAGGAAAUGAAGCGUAUACUAGGACAGCUUAUUGGUCUGAAUUCUCCAAAUUCCAUAUCUCGAGCUGCAAGAAGUUUGUAUGAUCAGUUUAACAGUGGCAGAAGCUUGGAUCUGUCAGCACUUGGAACAACAGUUAAUCAAAACACACGGACUAUGAAAUAAAGGACACUAACCAUGAUUGCCUGAGAUGUUACAAUUAACCUUAAGCUUCCAUUUUGCCUCAUCCCAGUCUGAUGGGAUAGUUUUAUAAAACUUGAUAGUACGUUACCCUACAGAAACACUGUUGGCACUGGGGAUAAGUAUAUGUGAAGUAAAUAUCUGUGCGUACAUGUAAAUAUUUUACUCUGUUUUUUCUCGUUAUUGGUCUUCAUGAUCAAUGUAAAUAACUGUUUUUGUUCCUUUUGUCUUUUAAAAAAUGUGUUUUAUUCAAAAUGCAUUUCAACUGCUCUUACUGCUUGACGUCUAACAAUUCAUUUUGGCUAGUUGCGCAGGGGUUUGUUUAGAGGGAAUGAGUACAAAUUGUGAACCAAAGUGCAGAACUUAAAAGCAAGGGGAAUCCGCCUUGUUCUGUACAGUUAUACAGUGCUGGACUUGCCUCUUGCAUUGAGCAUUUCUUUGCAUUACUGUUAUUCCUCCAGUUUUAUUAGGGGCUCAUGGCUUGUAUCCAUUUGCUAAAGAGGGCUGCAGAAGUACUGCUUGGUGCAUAAGAGGGUUAUGAUAUCAUAUGGAAUGCAUAGAGAAAUAUUACUGUUAUCACACAAUAUGUGGUAAAAGGUUUCCACUCUGGUGGUUCGCACUCAUAUUAGGCCAUGCACAUUGUUGUCAUAUGUGUGUGUGUGUGGGGGGCAUUUUCCCAAACUGAAUACAUGCAUAUAAAUUAAUCACAAAUAAUAAAUAUCACAAAGGUGUUAUUCAGUCAAUGAAGAAGGACUAAAAGAUCCAUUGACUGAAGACACUUUUUAAUUUGCAUGGUUUGUUUUUAUUGUAGCACCAUAGCCAUUAAAUAAAAUUGAUGUGAAUGCACACACACACACAACUGAUAGUAAUGCAAAAUGCAGUUAUCAUAGAGGAAUUGUUCAGUGAAAACAGGCAAAUAGGCUGUAGGCUAUGCAAAAUAAAAAAAUGUUUUCAAUAUAGUUAGCCAAAAAUGUAAUCUAUAAAGGCUGGAGUGAGUGGAUGCCUAACCUAAUAGCCAGAACUCAACUUUAUCCUUUGCUGCUUUCUAACCUGUUAAAAGUCAGUCAGUAACUAAUCACUGACGUGAGCGGGGAACCAUAUAGGACAUAACUGUUUCUUUUGAAUCUGACCUGUGUGCUAAGGAUCAAAAGCAAACUAAGUGAACAUUUAUGCCCUCCCCCCACACAUUUUGCUGACUAAGAGGCUGCAGAGCUGAAAGCAGGAAGUAGUGUUCUGGCUAUUAUGUUAGACAUCCACUCACCCCAGCCUUUAUACAUUACAUUUUUGGUUAACAAACUAAAUAAAAAAAAUGUACCUAGUUUUAUUUUUACAUUGAACUGUUCCUUUAAGGAAAUCAGUAUUCUGCUGAAGUUUGCCUUUAACAUUGUGGAAGUGGAAAAGCAUUCUUGUUUGUAUAUAUAUAUAUAUAUAUAUAUAUAUAUAUAUAUAAACACACAGAGCUGCUAGUAGCAACUUCUUGUAGUGGCUGCUAAAACAGACAAUGCUGAUCAUUUAGCAGACGCAAUUCUCAGUAUUGUCUAUGGCAAGGUGUUUUCUGGCAUUUAGUACCCGUGAAAAGUAGCUGCUACUAGUAGCUCCUUGUGUCUUGUGACAUCAGCUUCAGGGCCAAGACUGGUAUCUCUGCUUUAAAAUUGUUUAAUCAUGCCAGUGCUUCAAGAAAUGUCACCAUUAAAACUAAGUCUUUUGUGAAACCAGGACAAACAAUAUGGUGGCCCCUAGCAGUCAGAAACCAAUCCUGGAGGUGUAGAGGUUCUGUUCAGGCAUAUCACUGCGCUACUGAGAAGUUGAAGUUUGAUGCCCCAUGUGCCUUCUAUAUGAAUGCAGUAAAGAAUAAAAUCAGAUCCAGCUUGCUUGUAACUGUGCCUAGAGAACAAAUCCAGUUGCACUUUCAGAGAACACUUCCUAGUUAAAAAAUAAAAGUUAGUGAAUGUAAUGUGCCAGCACAGUUACUAUGUGCUAGUUACUAUGUUGUGCAGGGAGCACAUGUAUACUUUUUAAAGAAUAUGGAAACUAAGACUCUGUCUCAGUUUUACUGAACACUAUGAUUUUAUUAAAGGGACAGCUAUUGAUCCCUACUUCCCCCUAUAACCUGUUUCUAGUCACAAGCUUGGUGUUAAGCACAUCUACAUUAUUUCUAAAGUAUAUGUAGGAAAGGAUCCCUUUUAAAGGCUUACUGUCACCAGUUAGUUAUUGCAUUCUGAUGCAUUGUUCUGUGGUGUGCUCUUAACAAUAUUUUAACAAACUGCACUCUGGUUUUGCUCAGCACCUUUCGGUUUAUUGAAUGGUGCUUGAUGUAUUCUAUCCCUCGGACUCAAAUCCAGUUGUUAGCUCUGGAUUACCAUUUUUUACAGGCUGUAUCAUUAUCCACUGGUUUGCCAUGCUGAUACCGAUGUAUAAUCCAUGCAUUACCAAGCCUUUGAUUGUGGCUAUUGCAUGGCAGUGUUCCUUUCCACCUUACAAAGCAGUAUGUAUGGGAUAAUUGUAUUGUAUGAAAAAUAAAGAUCCUGCCUCCUUUU